UAUGUCAGAACGAGAAGGAUUGACGUCAAUGACGGCUGUUGAUUGGUCCUCAGCCGUAUCCGGUGGGGCAGCGGUCCAGGGCCAGGAAAAAAAUCGAAGUGAGGAGGAGGAUCGGGUAACGGUGCGCUUUGUGAAAUAUCUAAUCUACCGAGUGUCCGUCGAAAGGCUCGGUGGGAUUUUACAGCUUCGAGGUAGAGGUCACAGAGCAGGGUCGCGGUUGUCGUCAUGGCAUCUGGAAGCACGAGCAGCGAGGAGGAGCGGAGUCUGAGGGAGUGCGAGCAGUACGUGCAGAAACACAACAUCCAGCAGUUGCUGAAGGACUGCAUCGUCCAGCUGUGCACCUCCAGGCCCGACAGGCCCAUGGCGUUCCUCAGGGAGUACUUCGAGAGGCUGGAGAAGGAGGAGGCCAAGCAGAUCCAGAACCAGCAGAAGGCCAGCAGUUCUCGCUCCGACUCGCGCGACGAAGAGGUGUCUCCCCCCAUGAACCCUGUGGUGAAGGGCCGCCGGCGGAGAGGCGCCUUCAGCGCCGAGGUGUACACGGAGGAGGACGCCGCUUCCUACGUCAGAAAGGUGAUUCCUAAAGACUACAAAACGAUGGCGGCGCUGGCUAAAGCCAUCGAGAAGAACGUCCUGUUUGCACAUCUGGACGACAACGAGAGGAGUGACAUUUUUGACGCAAUGUUUCCAGUCACCUACAUCGCUGGAGAAACCGUUAUCCUUCAAGGUGACGAAGGGGACAAUUUCUACGUCAUCGACCAGGGAGAAAUGGAUGUGUACGUGAACAACGAGUGGGUGACCAGCAUCGGCGAAGGCGGGAGCUUCGGAGAGCUGGCGCUGAUCUACGGCACCCCCAGAGCGGCCACGGUCAAAGCCAAGACCAACGUGAAGCUGUGGGGCAUCGACAGAGACAGCUACCGGAGAAUACUCAUGGGAAGCACUUUGAGAAAGAGGAAGAUGUACGAAGAGUUCCUCAGGAAAGUGUCCAUUUUAGAGUCUCUGGACAAGUGGGAGCGUCUGACGGUCGCCGACGCCCUGGAGCCGGUCCAGUUCGAGGACGGACAGAAGAUCGUCGUGCAGGGAGAGCCGGGAGACGAGUUCUUCAUCAUCCUGGAGGGUUCUGCCGCCGUUUUGCAGCGCCGCUCAGAAAACGAGGAGUUUGUUGAAGUCGGGAGAUUAGGCCCCUCCGAUUACUUCGGUGAGAUCGCCCUGCUGAUGAACCGCCCCCGCGCCGCCACCGUGGUCGCCCGCGGCCCCCUGAAGUGCGUCAAGCUGGACCGGCCUCGCUUCGAGCGGGUCCUGGGCCCCUGCUCGGACAUACUCAAACGCAACAUCCAACAGUACAACAGCUUCGUGUCGCUGUCCGUCUGAGGGCUCAGACCGCCGCCAUGCAAUUUGCUUUCCCCUCUCUCUUCUUUUCCUCUUUUCUUUCUCUCUCACACACACAGAUGGUUUUGCUGUUCCACCCGUCACGCAGAGGUGAUUCUCAGCCACUCACCAGCGCUUCUACCAGCUGCUGUUCGCUACCUUGUAGGCACGGUUUUCUCGUUCGUGUAAAUACCUGUGAGUUUUCCUUCGGAGGUUCUGAAGGACUUCAGAGACAGACAAUCAUACUUUCAGUGUCAGCUACAGACCGAGGGGGACUCCUUUUGACAGCAGUUUGAUUCCAUUCACAGAUCAAGAGCUGCUGUCGCUCCGAUGUUACACAUUUACUUAACGCUUUGGUUGGUUUUUUGAUCGUUCGGGGAGGAUUUGGGUAGUUUGGAGAAAGCUUGUACAAUUUUUCUUCUUUUCUCGGUGUGUGUGUGCAGCUGCCAGGCUAGUGCCAAAUGUUGAUGAUUUUUGUUGAGAUGCAUAGGCGAGGAGCUCCAGCAGGACGUUCUUCUUCUUCUCGUUAAUUAUUGUAACAGACCCUGAAAGAACUGCCUUGAAUACUCUGAGGGGGAACUAGGAAGAGUAUUAAGUGAGUUUCAGUAUUCAGUUUAUUUCGGUCACUCUUCUGCUCAUCCAAAUGUAAGCAGAAUAUAUUAAUUAUGGUAAAAAAAAAAUGGUUUGGAGUGAUCUUAAAAGAAUAUGUUUAUCUGUCUUUUGUAAACAUUUAUUUUUCCAUAAAUUCUAUUGUAGGUGUCCAGUGCCACAAAUGAUUAAAUAAAUGCUUCUUCUUGUCAACUGACAUAACAGUAUGUAAUUGUAUUGUGUAAAAAUGUGACGGGGGGGCGUUAAAGAACCCCCCAAAAACCAGAACUGUGUCGUUGCUGAUUUGGAGAUCUGAUCUGGUGUGAAUGGGGGUUUGUUAGCUUAAACGCUUCCUAACUGUUCAGCAGCUUUUACUUUCUGUUCUUAAUUUUUACUUUUUUUUUAAAAAUAUAAGUCACUUCUGGAUGAUAUUCUUAACUCUUCAUUCCUUCUUCUUGCCGGAAGAGACGUGCUGUCAGUGUCGGCCUCAUUGGCUUUGAGGUUUUUCUUUAAAGCCGAUGGAAUCUCCCCUAUAGUUCCUCUCGCGUGGGUUCCAUUGACGGCACAUCCCGAUCCAUAGGAAACGACUCCGUUCACCGUCAUUAAAGCUGUUUUCCUGUAAAUAGCGGCAUCGAUCCACAGCGUUUCCAGCCACUCUGCAAUCGUCCCGGUUUGCCUUAGCUUCCCUUACCUGGGCUUACUGUAGUAUCCAGUCACUCCUGCGAGCCCGACCGUCAGUCAGUUUGUUCGGUGUGCAGCACGAGGAGCUGCAGGCCGCCAGAGGACCAUUCUUUUUCUAUUUACCAUGUAUUUAGUUUGACCUCUGUGUGCAAAGAUGUUUAUCCUUUUGGUAUAGAUUGUUCCAGAUGGCAGUUUAAGCAAUAAAAAGUCAAAAAUC
This is a messenger RNA of Oryzias melastigma (Indian medaka), 2851 nucleotides long. Its product is annotated as cAMP-dependent protein kinase type I-alpha regulatory subunit. Gene Ontology annotation, biological process: regulation of protein phosphorylation. The record is from RefSeq and is a predicted model, not a curated record. The coding region runs from base 226 to 1368 and encodes 380 amino acids. The transcript has 11 exons. Gene Ontology annotation, molecular function: cAMP-dependent protein kinase regulator activity. Gene Ontology annotation, cellular component: cAMP-dependent protein kinase complex. Lineage: Eukaryota; Metazoa; Chordata; Actinopteri; Beloniformes; Adrianichthyidae.